Anastrepha ludens (Mexican fruit fly) is the source of this 6852-nucleotide messenger RNA. RefSeq lists its product as uncharacterized. The record is from RefSeq and is a predicted model, not a curated record. The transcript has 6 exons. Gene Ontology annotation, molecular function: cobalamin binding. NCBI's taxonomy places the organism in Eukaryota, Metazoa, Arthropoda, Insecta, Diptera, Tephritidae. The coding region runs from base 1241 to 2971 and encodes 576 amino acids. Gene Ontology annotation, biological process: cobalamin transport.
UUCACAGCGACCGCAAGUGCAUUCAUUCAUUAUUGUGGCCAGAGGAGACAGUAAAAAUAUUUGCGAAAGGACAAUAGAAUGAAGGAAUAAUUUGUGGUGAACAAAGCAACGAGCAGCUGUGCGAUAUUAGAAACGAAAAAAAUACAGAUUUCGACUAUAACAACAGUAGUCGAGCAAAGCAUGCAAUAUUGGCUAGGGGAGCUAUCCAAAGUGGGAGUAAUCCACUGAAGGCGCCGACGACACAAAUUGCAAGGCAAAUCCAAGCGCUGCUUUAACUAAACAAUUGUUGUUGUGAGAUUGACUGACAGGCUGACUGGUGUUUGGCAUCAGCAGAAAAUACCAGAAGCAGCGUGAAAACAAAACGCACGCAGCUAUCAUCAGAAGUCAAUAGCCAGCGUAGACAAAAAGUAACAAAAAAGUCCAAACAGCAACGGAGCAGCAGUAGGAACAGUAAAAUUGUAGCAUACAUUCAGCUGCUGUCAAGCAGGAAGCUUUGCUAAUUAAUGCGAGAAAAGUGAAACUUGCGAAAUUUGCGCAAGUAGUGAGAAAUUAUUUAAAAUUUUUUUUUUUUUUUUAAUUUGCGCAAAAAUUAAAAAAAAAUUACUUCGAACUUAUAUAAAAACUGUUGUUGUGACAACGCUAGGCGGCAUGUCAUAAGCCAAAGAGCAACUGAAAGGCGUAACUGCAACAACAAUAACAGCGGCAAGCGUUUGAAGCACAGCAGCUGCGUCAACAGCAACCACUGCAGCAACAAAAACAGCAAACAACUCGAUUACAUAAAUAUUAAUUAGCAUAAAAGGGGAUAUCAGGGCGUUCGAAGUCAACGCAAAUGAGCACACAUAAACAAGCAAACACACCCAAAUGUACUGAAACGAGAAGUGAUUCGCAGUGACCAUGCGGACAAAUUGAUUGCACAACAACAAGAAAACUGGCAAAUAAAAGUAAAAUAAAAUAAAAUCGUAAUAAAAAUGGAAGUUUAAAAUAGCGAUUGUGCGAAAAGAAUAUGAAAAUUAUUAUUAAAUAAUAAAAAAACAAUUUCAAAAAAAUCCGCAAUAUUUUACAAAAAUUUAUUAAAAUAUUUAUAAAAAAUAUUUUACAAAAUAUAAAUUAUUCAAUAAUAAUUCAACUAUAUAAUAACAACAAUUUCGGCAAUUCGUUAGCUUUUAAAAACACAAAACAGAGCGGUAUUUGAACAGAAAAUAUUACAACAACCAAAGCCUAACCAGAAGCUUUCAGCAAAAUGGCACGUCAUAUCUGCACUCUCCUAACGUGCCGUCACUCCGUAGUCUUUACCGCUCUACUACUCGGCUUCCUACAGCUCACCGUAUUUGCCUCGCUAGCUUCUUCGUCUGUCGCUACGGUUGCACCUGCUCUCGCCUCCGCCACCGCCACAGGUGCCCAACUACCCAGUAGCAUUGCUCAAACCGAAGCUAAUACCAAUACCAUCGCAUCGUCGUCCGCGAAUGAACAUGGAAGCUCCACUACAACUUCGCCAGUUGCACCACUUGCGCCACUUAGUGGCUCUACUGUCGAGCCCGUGGCUGGCGCCGAAACGGCUCUAGAGUCCAUUAGCACCGCAUCACCGGCUACUUCAACAACAAGCACCACAACUACUAUGGCCACGACUACGUCCGAACACGACAUCAUCGGCUCACCGGGUCCGGACAAGCGCGAGCAGGAGGCCAUACUGAAAGCGUUGGAUUGGUUGAAGGAGAAACGAGCUGCAGAUUAUGGUUGGGGCAAUGACACACAUGUCGUUAUAUUGGCAAAGGAGUUGUCGGGUGCACGCGAUCCUUCCGAUACUGAUGGCCACUUGCAAGUUAUUCAAGAACUGGAAGACACAUUGUCCGUCAAGGAGAUGGAAAUCGAAAUUUUAGCUAUGCUCGAUCGUCAUCAUAUGCUGCCAAAACCGCUGAAUUUGGAGAAACUAGCGCGCUAUGUACUUGCACUUGGCUCACUCUGCAAGGAUCCGAAACAUUUCCAUGGUCAUGAUUUGGUUGCCACGCUUCAGCAUCAUGAACCGGCGCAAGAUAAUGAGUUCGCUUUGGCCACGCUGUCGGCGUGCAGCGCCGCUGCGCAUGUGCGCAAGCGUCAGAUACGCCGACUGCUGGACAUUGCGAGCGGCGUAACAGAUCAGGGUGUGGACACAAUUGCAAUGGUUAUAUUGGCGCUACGCUGCAUUGUGACCGAUCAUCGGCAUCGCCAUCUACAGCACUUUGUACGACGGCCUGCCAGAGGAUUGGCCAGUUUGCAGGAUCCACGCGGCAGCUUCGGUUCGCUACGCAGUACUGCCUUGGCUAUGCAGGCAUUACAAGAUCUUGAACAUGAUCCAGCUGGCUCGUGGAACCGCACUGCCGCUUCAAGGUGGAUAUUAAGUCGACAGCGCACAGACGGUGGCUGGACUGAGGAGCCAUUGCACGACGGUCAGGACCCCGGCAUCGGCGUCGGAUUGACAGCGGAUAUUAUACUGGCACUGGGCUGGAAAGGACUAGGUGCGGUGCGUGCACUCCAGUGCGAUCAUGUGAUACGCGAGAACAGUGAUCCCACCUCAGAAAAUGGCGAACCAAAACUAGCUGUGCCCUAUGGACUGACCUCAUCGGCCGAAGAAUCAGACUCGAAGAAUGUCUCCUACACAUACACACUUUGGGUGGGCUCAAAUGUGACGGAAUCGUUCUCCCUUUCGCUGGUUUCACCAAAGAACACUAGCUUCUUCAAGGCCAUGACACAGGCUGCCGAGAUGGACCAGAGAUUUGCUUUCGAGGCGCGCGAAUGGCCCAACGGACACUAUGUACAUACAUUAGCUGGAAAAAAGGAAGAGCCAAGGGGGUACAACUACUGGCUCCUGUAUCGUUUGCCCGAACUACCCGAUCCCAAUAAUGCACCUGGCAAUCAGCUGAUUGCACCAGUCGGUGUUGAUGAGCUCUUGGUCGAGGAUGGGGAACACUAUCUCUACUGGUAUAAAAAGCUGUAAGCUGUCUAAGCAAAACUCACACACAGCAAUACAAGUAAAAGAAAGAAAAUAGGUGGAAGAAGCAGAAAGCAUACUAUAGAAAAAGAUAAAAAUAUAAAAAUAAAAAAAUAAAAAAUUAAAAAAAAAAUUUUAAAAAUACAAAUAAAAAUAUACAUACAUACAAUAUACUGCUAUCAAUACCAAGAGGCCAUAAAUGAUAAAGCAAAUGCGAAUACAAAUAUAUACACCAACAUAUACAUAAAUUUACGAUAAAUACAGUUUAAGCAUAAAAACGAUUCUAAAAUUUAGAACAACAAAAACAAAAAGCGAGAAUAAAAAAACUACCAGAUAAUUAAUAAUCAAACCAAAGUUCCGCGCUUUAGCAAAGGCAAACGCAAAAUUCAAAUAGCAAAAGAAAUUAUUUUUAGAAAUAAAAAAUUAAAAGUGAAAAAAUGAGAAAAUAUAAUAUUAAAACACAAGAACCUUGACAUACAAAGAAAGGCAACAAAAAUGCCACUAAUAAAGUAAAAAUAAUAGUAAAAAAAAAUUGAUCAACGUGAUAAGGCAUGUGAAGGAUAACAAUAAAGAAGGUGCACAGAAGCACCACUUCACACACACAUCAACAUACACAAGCGCGAAAGCAAAGGAACAGACUUACUUCCACAUACAGAAAUACACAUAAAUACACACAUACAUACAUACAAGCACUCAUACAAAAUGGAAAUUAAUUAAUAUUAAAGAGAAAAGCAAGCAAAAUUGAACGUCCAUGUUAACUAAAUCCUGUCGUCGCUAUAAUAAUAAAGCACACAAUAAAACGUAUUACACACACCCGUCUGCAACGUGUAGGUGUAUUAAAAAUUGGUUGGAUUGUACAUAGGCGCCGAUAGGAGCUCUAUCUAACACAUAACCACAAUCACUUAUUUAAGUUUUUGGAGUGAAACUUCUUAGGCGUCGAUGGACGAGCGAGAAUGGAGAGUAAAAUUUCAAGGCCAUGCAACGUUUUGGGCAUUUUCGUUCCGCGAGAGAGAAAAAGAUAUAUUAUAGAGGAAAAGGGGAGAGAGAGCUCUUUAGGCUAUUUUUCCUGAGUUUUUCCUUGUGGUUGCUCAUUUCUAUUGAUAAACAACACUGCCUACUUUUUGGCGCUUGUUUGUUGAUGCAAACCAGUAGGAAAUAUAUUUUGGGUGCCUACUUUUUGGCGUUAUAUUUCCUUGGUGCCUACUGUUUGGGGCAAUUUUUUUGGCGUUUUUGUUUUUGGUACCUACUUUUUGGCGCUUAUUUCCUUUUCCUGGCUAGUGAUUGUGCGUACUAUAAAAUGCUAUCCAUUCCGGCGUCGGAUUUAUUGGUACUACCUUGCGGUAAUUUUAGCCGUUGCUGCGGUCCUAGAAUCGCUGCGCCCUUCUCGGUUUUUUGUAAAUUUUCUCUAUUUGUAUUUUCUGCAAAUGUUGUGAAUUUAUUUAGAUAUAUAUUAUUUCUCUCUCUCUCUCUCUCUCUCUCUCUCUCUCAUUCUCUCUCGGGUCUCUCCCACUUUCUUUGUCUGUCUUGUCACUUAUGUUACGCUACACGCACUUUUUUUCUAAUAAAUAUUCCGAAAGAGACUCAACAAACUCCGAGCUUAAACAACUCUCUCUACAUCCUGUCAUCGCUUGCGUUCAUAUGUACGAGGGUCGUUUGAAAAGUCCGUGAAAAGUCAAAGAGAUGGCACUACUAGCCCGGAUCGAGCUUAUAUUAGUUAGUAGCUUUUCUGGGAAGAACACACACCUAGAUUCAGCCAGAUCGGUAUAUUUCUUUGUGUUUGGAACUCGUUUGAAUCUAAAAUGUCGAGUGAUUUUCCUGUCCCAUCACGACAACACAGAAGCUAACACCUCAGCAGUUGUGGUCGCAAAAUUAAUGGAAAUUGGGUUCCAACUCGUUCCACAUCGCCCCUAUUCUCCAGACUUGGCUUCCUCGGAUCCUUCAAACUACUAUUUUACCAUCACGACAAGGCAACAACUCACGCCUCAGCAGUUGUGGACGCAAAAUUAAUGGAAAAGGGUUCUAACUUAUUUCACUUCGUCUCACUUCUCUAGAUUUGGUUCCUUCGCAUCCCUCGGACUAUUAUGGCUAUUUUUCAGACUUGGACAAAUGCUAUCAUUUGGAAUAGAUCAACAAACCAGAUUCUUGGACGAUAUGAAAAGAAGACCACCAAAAUAAAAAAGGUUUACUCCAAACAAUUAAGUUGUUAUUUUUGCAAGAACUCUUCAAACGACCCACGUACUACACAUAAAAUUCGCGCUCUCCGUAGCUUACGCAUGCAAUAUUGUUGUAGUUGCAGCAGAUCAUUUAAACCAUGUUUAGAAUCGUUACCCCAACAGCUAAGGUCGUCGGUUUCAUCUACAGGUAGCCUCUUGAAACGAGCUUUUUUGUCGGAAUCAAAAAACAAAACUAAACACGAAAGUAAUAUUAGAUGACCGGCUAACGAUUUUUAGCGCUUCUGUACUCUAAACGCGCGCACCGAGAAAGAGAGCAAGCUGUCAAAACGUAUUAAAACAGCCGAUGGAAGUCGAGUUUAGAGCUCUCGUCAUCACCGAAGAACUUGCUUAAUAGCUUCAACUUUUCUCUAUCUCCUACAAUUUGCUAUUCAUUGUAAACUCGACUUGCCGUCAAUCGAGCCAGACACUCUUUAGAGACUCAUAGAGCUGGUUGAAAUCUCUGAAUGUGAUUCCACAGUUUUGGCCCGCACAAGCUCUACAUUGCUCGCGACUUUUGCCUUGCAGUUUUAUUGAAAUCUUCGAAUAUCUUGGAAGUUAGCUUUUCAGCAUUUAGCCUCAACAAGACUAUGUGAUAUGCUCCUUUACCCUCCACUGUUUCAAAUUUCUCGAAUCACGUUUUUUCGAACGCAGCAUAUUUUCAAACGACUAUUUGAUGAAAUUUUUUCAUUAAUGUCUCCCUUCCACGCCCUUCUGGCACAAUAAACCCAACUACCGCAAAGAUUGUAGGCAGAUAAGAAUAAAAUUCGCUAUCAAUGUUUUCAUUGAGCCACAGAAUCUCCAUAUUGAGAGAGAGAGAAAGGAAACUCUAAACAUCCGAUAGCUACGGGAACUUUCUCUCAAUUAUUUGAGAAGAUUUUGCAGGUUGCUUAAAGCAGCCAUGUACAAAUGAUUCAGACCCAACUAGCAGACCUAGUUUGUUUGAGAUUUUUUUCGUCGUAGUCACUGGUCUGCAAUUCUCAGCAUACUUAUGACAAGUUUCAAAAUAAGCGAUGUGAGCAAAGUGAAUAUAAAUUUCAAAAAUUUCAUUCUCAAAACUAUUAGCGAUAUAGAAUCUGGUGGCAUAAUAGACACAAAUACGCGAUUGCCCAUACACUUAUACAUACAAACAACAAGUAAUGAAACGUUAACAGUGCAUGCAAAUUAAAAAGGCACUACGCGCAAUAAAAGCACCUAAUUUUGAUAACAUUUUAAGUUGAUAAAAAUCAGAAUAACGCGAGAAGCAAGUAAAAAGCGUGUUAGAGAUAUAAAAUAUUAAACAAAAAUUGCUUAAAUGCGAAGUAAAUAAUAUAUUUAUUUAAAUAAAUCAUAGGUAUGAUAUACUAUAUACGAUAAAACAACAAAAAAAUAUAUUCAAAAUUUAGCAAUUUAAGCAAAAUAUGAAUAUUCAGCAGCGAUAAGGAAUUAAAGUAUAAAAAACCGCAGCAUAAGCAAGCAAAAAAUAUUUUUUAUUAAACAAAAAAUAAGUAGCUAAAUGUUUAAGCGUUUAUUAAUUAAGCUAAAAUGCGCGAAAAAUAAAUAAAAAUUAGUUGUUAAAGGAAAAGCAUGCAAAAGAAUUUAUAAAAAAAAAAUAUUAUUUAUUUUUACUAUAAUUUUAUUUGCUCUAUUAGAUUUCAUUUAGACGUUAUUUUUCCGCACACAUAUUUUUGAAAACCA